UAGGAGGUGCCGGUCGCGCCUGCGCGUUUGGCUCCUGCCUGCGGGAAGAUGGUGCUCAUCAAGGAAUUCCGGGUGGUUCUGCCAUGCUCUGUGCAAGAGUAUCAAGUUGGGCAACUUUAUUCUGUGGCUGAAGCCAGUAAAAAUGAAACAGGUGGAGGUGAAGGGAUUCAAGUCUUAACGAACGAGCCUUAUGAGAAGGAUGGCGAAAAGGGACAGUACACUCAUAAGAUCUACCACCUGAAGAGCAAAGUGCCUGGGUUUGUGCGGAUGUUUGCCCCAGAAGGCUCGCUGGUAUUUCACGAAAAGGCCUGGAACGCGUACCCAUACUGCCGGACAAUUGUGACUAAUGAAUACAUGAAAGAUGACUUCUUCAUCAAGAUUGAGACUUGGCACAAGCCAGACUUGGGGACAUCAGACAACGUGCACGAGUUGGAUCCCAGCACUUGGAAGACGGUGGAGGUGGUCCACAUCGACAUUGCGGACAGAAGCCAGGUGGAGCCUGGGGACUAUAAAGCUGACGAGGACCCAGCAUUGUUCCAGUCAGUUAAGACCAAGAGAGGCCCUUUGGGUGCCGACUGGAAGGUCCUAAAACCCUUUCACCUGUUACUAGGGAUUUUAUGUAAGGAGGAGUUCCUGGCUUUAAGCAAAAUCCAAAUUUUGGCAUGGCAUGUUGCUGUAGCUGGAGAAAGCAGUGAGAAGGAGCUGGCCGCCGAUGAAGACUGCCCAGAAAUGUGUGCCUACAAGUUGGUGACGAUCAAGUUCAAGUGGUGGGGGCUGCAGAACAAAAUAGAGAACUUUAUCCAGAAGCAAGAAAAGAGGAUAUUCACCAACUUCCACCGCCAGCUCUUCUGCUGGAUUGACCGGUGGAUUGACCUGACUAUGGAGGACAUCCGGCGGAUGGAGGACGAAACGCAGAGAGAGCUGGAGGCGUUGCGUAAUCAAGGCGAAGUAAGAGGAACGAGUGCUGCCAAUGACGAGUGAAGAAGGUCGGUCUGCUCACGCGUGGCCUGUUGACCCACCUGGGUGUGUGCGCAUGUAUGUAUGAUUCUUGGCAUGCAUGCACACAUGCAAGGGGUGCAUACUUACACCGAGGGGCGGCCACAGUUUCUCCAGAGUGCUGAAACCCUUCCAGAAAGGACAUACUCUCAUUGUAUCGGCCAAAGCUAAGAAAGCUCCCCAGAGACCUUUAGGGGGAGAACUGGCUGGAUUAUGUUAACUGAUGUGCCACAAGACCAUCGAUGUUGGACCAGUCCACAUUCUCUUAGCCCUUCCCAGUUGCGUCUCCCCAUGGUUAGAGCUUGCCUUGUCUUCAUUUAUGCCAACAGAUGUGGAUCAGCAAUUGAACCCCCGUUUUGCAUUAUCCCUUCAUAAUCCUGGGAUGGGAACACUGAAUGUAUUUAUAGUUAUUUAUUUCUGGAUUGUUACUACCUUGGAAUCAAAUCGGAAACAUUUCUUGUAACAAGAAUCAAAUUUUUGCUAUCCAGUGAAAAAUACAAGGCUGGCUUCCAUUUUGCCAGAGUUUUGUACAUUGAAGAUACAGUUGUUUCUUCAUCAAGGUUGGCAAAAUCGGAAAAGCUUGCGUCAAAGCAGCAUGAUAAAAGGGGACAGUGCUGCAGCUGUUUCGUCACUGAGCGUGAGCUGACAUGAAAGGACAGAACAUCUCACGAGAAAGAGCACUGCUUCCCAGCUCUUGGUUGGGAAGCUCUGCAAAAGCUCUGUUCUGUACCAACUGUGUGAUGACAUUAAUUAGCUCUCUUCAUGCUCAAAACAUAAUCCUUCAAAGAGAUGUUUCCCUGCAGGUAUAAAUAUAUAUGCCUAAAAUUGAAACUGUUGCAAUUUCUCUAUUGGUUAGAAAAAGGAGAUAAGCAGCCAGCAUCCUGAAGACCUUCCUGUCGCUGUUUUCAGUUAAGAAAAGUGGAUCCUACCUUGGACACGGACUGCUUGCUAAGGCAGCAGCAAACUCUUGUAGGGCCCACGUGAAUUAUGCCUCGGCCCAACAGUUCUGCAGUCAGACGAAGAGAAGCCUCCUUACCCUCUCAUGCCAGCGGCUUCAGAGGUGGGCGAUUUGGCAGGUGUGGCUUGCGCACCUGCAUGGGCUGCCGCGUCUCCAUCUGAAGCUGUUGGGCCGACCUUUUCAGGAUGCUUGUUUGUCACCCUAUCAGAAGAUUGGCUUUGUAAAUAUAUAAAUAAUGUUUUUCAGGGACUUGCUAAAAUCAGCUGUUGCUAAUUCAAGAAUCCAGGGGCUGGCUUCUUUCAGAACAGCAGUCUAUUCCUAGCAGCAUAGGGAGGGCCCGAAUGUGUGCCCCAAAGAGUGAGUUGCAUCACACAUCAGUGGGGUGGGUUUGAGAUGGGAAUUAGUCAUAAACAUUGAAGGGGGACUUUGUAGAGAAUGUAAAAUUUAGUUUACUUCUGCAGUUUCUGGACUGAACUGCAUUAAAAACAUUUAAAUAAAUUUGCUCACAAAACA
This is a messenger RNA of Varanus komodoensis (Komodo dragon), 2467 nucleotides long. It is a transcript of the gene PITPNB, whose product is annotated as phosphatidylinositol transfer protein beta. The coding region runs from base 49 to 981 and encodes 310 amino acids. Gene Ontology annotation, molecular function: phosphatidylinositol binding; phosphatidylinositol transfer activity; phosphatidylcholine binding. Gene Ontology annotation, cellular component: cytoplasm. The transcript has 12 exons. Gene Ontology annotation, biological process: phospholipid transport. NCBI's taxonomy places the organism in Eukaryota, Metazoa, Chordata, Lepidosauria, Squamata, Varanidae. The record is from RefSeq and is a predicted model, not a curated record.